This is a messenger RNA of Dicrocoelium dendriticum, 571 nucleotides long. The record is from the annotation of a GenBank genome assembly. NCBI's taxonomy places the organism in Eukaryota, Metazoa, Platyhelminthes, Trematoda, Plagiorchiida, Dicrocoeliidae.
CUGAAGUAUUGGAAACCACCUCCCGCUUCUGCUACCUUGGGAGUGUGAUGUCGACUGAUCAGCAGCUACACGUUGAGUUGCGUAAUCGCGUGUCGAAGGCGGCAGCGGCAUUCGGGAAGCUAGAGUACCGAGUGUGGAACAACCAUCAGCUUACCAUUGGCACGAAGCUGAUGGUGUACAAAUCCAUGGUACUGUCCGUUCUUCUAUACGGCAGUGAAACGUGGACGAUGUACCGGCGGGAUGUGCGAUAUCUCGAGCGGUUCCAUCAGCAGUGUCUGCGACGAAUUUUGCGGAUCGGUUGGGGCGCCAGAGUUGCAGACACGGAAGUGUUGCGCCGAAGUGGGAUGUAUGCAGUGGACUGCAUACUUUUACUGAGACACCUGAGAUGGCUCGGUCAUGUGAGCCGUAUGGAUUUGACGCGGAUACCGAAACAACUUUUAUACGGUCAGCUGAGUAUAGGGAAGCGGCACGUGGGGAAACCAAAGUUACGUUACCAGGACAUGAUUAAAGUGAGCCUCACACGUUCUAAUCUUGAUUGCAGAUCAUGGGAAUCGAAGGCGGUUGAUCGUGG